CAAAAGUGUCAAUGUGAUAUCCAAAGACCUAUUUUAAUAUCAACGUGAUACUUCCGUCCAAAAUCUCAAACAACGGCAGUCUGUUUGCUGACGUGAUAACACUAAGUUUGCUGUAGCACCCAGUGUCACAGACUCACAGAGCAUCAAGCUUUUAUCGAACGGUGCAUUUUGGACUCCCACCGCCUCCGCGACCAUGAAAGGCAAGGGGACGGUGACGCCUCUCUCCUCCAUCUUCUCAGUGGAAGACACACAGAAAGCAGCGAAGCGCGUGCAGGACACGAUCGCCCAAAAGGACCUCGAGCUCGACCACCUCCGUGGCUUCGCCGCCGACAACACAGACCUCAUUAACCUCGUGUCCCGACUCCCCGAACACCUCCACCACGACAUUAUGGUUCCAUUUGGGAAGGCAGCAUUUUUCCCAGGGCGUUUGGUGCACACCAAUGAGUUUAUGGUUCUACUGGGAGAAAGUUACUACGCCGAAAGGACCUCGAAGCAAACAGUAGAUAUUUUGAACAGGAGAGGGAAGGUGUUGGAGUCCCAAGUCGAUUCACUUAAGGCCAUGGUUCAGGAUCUCAAAGCUGAGGCUUCCUUUUUCAAUGCUACUUGCGCCGAAGCGGUGGAGGGCCUUGUAGAGAUAAUGGAAGAUUAUGAGGAGGAAAGUUCUUCUGAUAGAGAAUGUGCAUUCAAGCAAGAUUCUCCUAAUAAUUCUGGAGCUGUAAUUGCAAAACCUGCUGAUGAAGAUGAAGAAUUUGCUCGUAUGAUGGCCAGGAUGGAUGAACUUGAGAAAGAAGAACGUGAAGCUGAAAGUCAGAUGACACAAAGUGAUGAGGAUGAGCAAGUUCAGCAUGGUUUGCAUCAGCUUUCUGAUCAGAAAUCUCUCCAUGGGAAUCUCAAAAUUUCGGAGUACCAGUCAAGGAAACCUCCAGAGCAGACAAAAGAUGGAGUUGCUUGUAAUGAAGAUAGUUUUACUGAUGUGCCAAGUUGUUCGGGUCUGGAAUCUAUAUCUGACGAUAAAGUAUCACAUGAAAAUAUAUUGGGCUGUGAUGUAAAAAGUGUUGCUGAGAAAGAUUUGGCGUCUCCAGUAGUUGAGAAUGUUCAGACUGUGCCUUUAUCAAGAAGUCAGGUUUCUCUUGAAAGUUCAAAACCAAAAUUUGACCGGGAGAAAGCUUUUACAGGUUCUAUUGUUGAGCACACUGAUAAUCUUCAGAUAAAAUCAAGGGAAAGAACUACGGCUACAUCACAGUCCUCUGCUUAUCAAGUUUCAAAGCCGGUUUCAAGAUUCAAGAUGCAGAGAAAGUAGUUGCCUAUAAUAUUAGAGAUGUAAUUGUGGAAGUGGCCACAAUUCAAGGGUCAUUUUGAAUCCAACUGUAACAUAGAUACGAGGUUAAAUAGUUUACCUUUGUUGAAAAUGAUAUAGAUUCAUCCUUUUAGUUUAUAUAUACCAAUGAAAUGUUUGCAGUUGA
This is a messenger RNA of Rosa chinensis, 1463 nucleotides long. RefSeq names its product RNA polymerase II subunit 5-mediating protein homolog. Gene Ontology annotation, biological process: negative regulation of phosphatase activity; negative regulation of transcription by RNA polymerase II. The record is from RefSeq and is a predicted model, not a curated record. The transcript has 12 exons. The coding region runs from base 194 to 1300 and encodes 368 amino acids. NCBI's taxonomy places the organism in Eukaryota, Viridiplantae, Streptophyta, Magnoliopsida, Rosales, Rosaceae. Gene Ontology annotation, molecular function: phosphatase inhibitor activity; transcription corepressor activity; chromatin binding.